Molecule: messenger RNA, 849 nt
Organism: Sclerotinia sclerotiorum 1980 UF-70
Lineage: Eukaryota; Fungi; Ascomycota; Leotiomycetes; Helotiales; Sclerotiniaceae
Exons: 2
Coding region: 1-849 (282 amino acids)
Biological process (GO): intracellular protein transport; vesicle fusion
Cellular component (GO): endomembrane system; SNARE complex
Molecular function (GO): SNARE binding; SNAP receptor activity
Source: RefSeq, a predicted model, not a curated record
AUGGCGACUAAUCCAAGUCAAUACUUCCUACUUGCGGAUCACAUAAAAUUAUCAUUGCUGGAAAGACAACGUGCUAUCUCCUUGGAUUUGGAACCUACAUCUCAAGAUGGUCAUAUUUCACGAUCGUUGGAAUCUUUACGUGAAGGCUUGGAGAAUAUAAGGAAUGAAACGAUACGAUUGGAAGAAGCUGGGGAGACAUCCCAAUCCCUCACUCUCAAAGAAACCGAAAAUACCCUUCGGUCUCAAUAUGACGAUUUAGCAUCCCAAUUCCUAGGCCAUCCAAACUCCAGUACCCCCUCAACACUCUCUCAUCCCAAUGACCCCUCCCUUUCGGACGACUUCGUCCGAGCGACCGAACGCCCACGAGUAGGAUCCUCAUCAUCCUUCCUCAAGAAAUCAUUGCGCGACUCAACCGUCACACAAUCAUCCAAAUCAGUCCGCUUCAGCGACUCACCCUCAAUUCAAGAAGCCGACGAUCCCUCUCGCGCAGCACUCUUCCCUUACCGCGAUGACCCCACUUCCGGUCCACCCGAUCAAAGCCAUCUUGAUAACCAACAAAUUCACGCAUAUCAUACUCGGGUUCUCGCCGAACAAGAUGAAGCACUUGAUAGGCUCGGAGAAAGUAUUGGACGACAGAGAGAGCUCAGUAUACAAAUAGGCGACGAAUUAGAUGAACAUGUACAGAUGUUGGAUGAGGUAGAUAGAAAUGUGGAUCGACAUCAGACUAGACUGAACAAAGCGCGAAAGCAUCUAGGGACAGUAGCGAGGAAAGCAAAAGACAAUAUGCAAAUGACUAUCAUUUUGAUCUUGAUCAUUAUACUAGUCUUGUUAAUCAUCAUAUUAAAGUAG